AUGAAAAGCCUGCGUCAGAUCCAGUCGGCCCAUUAUGGUGCAUCCAAUUCGCAAAUAACACUACACACAGGUGUAGCCUACAUAGGUGGUGAGGCAACAACAGCCACACUCCCAUUCUGUAGCUUGAGUGACAACAAUAGCCAUACACCAGCAAUGGUCUGGUGCCAUUUGAUACCGAUUCUGCGAUUCCUGAGGGAGAACCAUCCGACAGUAACUAAACUGCACUUCAUGAGCGAUGGCCCUGUAACCCAAUACAAGGGUAGACACAAUCUCCACCUGCUGUGCAACAUACCCUUCCAAAUGGGUUUCAAAGAAAUUUGGUGGAACUUUAGCGAAGCAGGACACUGGAAAGGAGCCUGUGAUGGAGUGGGAGCAACCAUCAAACGCCUGGCAGAUGAGGUGACCAUGACUGGCACAGACAUUCAUGAUGCAGAGAGCUUGGUAAAACAUCUGGAAGAUAAGACAAGCAUCAAAUUAUGUCUGAUUCCUGAAGAUGUGCAGAUACAUGUGUCAACAGCGGUACCAGCAGUCAGGGGAGUGAUGAAAGUACACCAGAUCUAUUCACAGAGGCCUGGUAUCAUCCUUACAAGAGACGUAAGCUGCUACUGUGGACCACAGUGUGAUUGCUACUCUCCAGUGGAACAUGAUGUACUGCAGUCUAACUAUGAUCAACAUAUCCCCAAACUAGGAUGUGAGGUUGGCCAAAUCUUAAAGCAACCCAGCAUCCAGCAAGCAGAGGCCCUGGUGAUCCAUCCUGAUGAUGAUACCCAAGACACCAACAGUAACAAGUCUGAUCCAAAGCAUGACAACUCUUGGCCUAAGAUUGGAUGUUACGCUGUUGUAAGGUGUGGAGAAAAAUAUUACCCCGGGACGGUGAUAUCGGUAGAAGGUGAUUGCUUUGAAAUGAAGUAUUUGAAACGAACAACAACAGGAUCCUAUCAUGACUGGAUGAGCGGGUUUUCGUCAUCUUCAUGGCAGCCACGAGAAGACCUUCUUGAGCCACUCCACGUGCCCGACAUGGACAGAAGAGGUCAUGUUAUAUUCACGAAGAAUGACUUAGAGACAAUAAAAAAGUACACAAAGUGAAUAGUCGGCAGCUGUGAAUCGUGAAUCUUGUUUGCUACAUUAAGAUUCAGUAAAUGGAACUCGAAAUUGAGCUGAUUUUAUGUCAGUGCAAUUGAAUUGUCAACU
Molecule: messenger RNA, 1191 nt
Organism: Liolophura sinensis
Lineage: Eukaryota; Metazoa; Mollusca; Polyplacophora; Chitonida; Chitonidae
Exons: 3
Coding region: 1-1086 (361 amino acids)
Source: RefSeq, a predicted model, not a curated record